Messenger RNA from Klebsormidium nitens, 1706 nucleotides. Lineage: Eukaryota; Viridiplantae; Streptophyta; Klebsormidiophyceae; Klebsormidiales; Klebsormidiaceae. The record is from the annotation of a GenBank genome assembly.
CUGGCCGCCUGGGCGCCAUGGCUACCACCACCGAAGCUCUCGCUCUGACACAGGAGAAGGACACGGCUCCAGCAGUAGAGGUGACACAAGCACCAACAGAGAAGAAGGAAGAGAAGAAGGCGGAAAAGAAAGCGGACAAGAAGGCAGAAACGAAGACUGAGAAGAAGCCAGAGAAGAAAGAGGAUAAGAAGCCGGAAGAGAAGGCAGAGAAGAAAGAGGAGAAGAAAGAGAAGAAGGAAGACAAGAAGCCGGAAAAGAAGAUUGAGAAGGUAGAGAGUAAGACUGAAAAGAAGCAGGUAGAGAAGGCGGAGAAGAAGACUGAAAAGAAAGCAGAGAAAAAGACCGAAAAGAAGCCGGAAGAGAAGGCAGAGGAGAAGAAGGAAAAGAAGCAAGAGGAGGAGGAGAAGACAGAGAAAAAGAAAGGAGCAAAGCGGCCCAGGGAGGCGGCGGCGCCGGUGGAGCGGUCGAGGCCGACCAGAGAACGGAAAGAAGUGCAGCGGCUGACAGUUGGGGAGCCCAAGCAGGAGAUUGAAAUCGUCAUCAAGAAGGGCAAGGGUAAACCUCUGAAGGACAUCCCAAAUGUUGCUUUCAAGCUGUCCAAGCUGACAAGGUCUGACGAGAUCCUGAGCCAAGCUCACAUGAUCAUGUUCAAGCGGAGAGGAAAGGCAACUGAGCUGAAGAAGCACAUCCAGGAGUUUUCAGGCUUCGUGUUUGAGGACGACAAAGAGCGGACGGCCGCCAAGGAGAGGGUACAGCGGCUAACCAAGGAAGGCCUGAACCAGUUGCUCGACUUUCUGGACCUGCCAACGAAGGGCACAAAGGAGGAGCAAGUGACGCGCGCGUUUGAGUUCCUAGAAAAGCCGCACAAGGCCUCGGACAAGGACCUGGCAGCGGCCGACGAGAAGAAGAGGGCGGAGAAGAAGCGGAAGGCUGAGAAGGCAAGGUUGAAGCGUGAGAAAGAGGAGGCGAAGAAGGCAAAGAAGAAGGCGUCCAAGGGCAAGAAGAAGUCGAAGGACGAGUCGGAGGAGUCUGACGCCGAAGAGGAGUCAGAUGACGAGGCCGACGAGGAAGAGGACGAUGACGAAUCGGAAGAAGAGGUCGAAGAGCCCCCAAAGAAGAAGUCAAAGAAGGAAGUGAAGAAAGUUUCCAAGAAAACGGAAAAGAAGGAGAAGGAAGAGAAGAAGUCGAAAAAGAAGGAGAAGGAAAAGGAGGAGAAGCGGAAGAAGAAGGAGAAGAAGAAGGCGAAGGAGAAGAAGAAGAAGGUGGAGACGAAGGAGAAGAAGAAGAAGGUGGAGGUAGAAGAGUCCGAAUCCGAGGAAGAGGAAGAGGCGGCGAGUGCGUCCGAGGAGGAGGAGUCGGACGAGGAGCCGCCCAAGAAGAAGUCGAAAACGUCUAGAAAGUCGAAGAAGGCCAAGAAGAAGGAAGAGGAGGAAGAAGAUGAGGAAGAAGAAGAAGAUGAAGACGAAGAGAAGGAAGAAGAGGAGGACGAAGGAAAGAAUGAAGAAAACGAUGACGAGGAUAAGGAUGAUGAGGACGAGGAAAUGAAAGACGCUCAGGAAGAGGGGGACGAGAAAGAAGAUGGAGACGAGAAAGAAGAGGAGGGGAAAGACGCCGACGAAGAAGGCGCCGAGGAAAAAGAAGACGAGGCCGAAGAGGAAACUGCAAAAGAGGAUGACAAGGCUGAGGCCGACGCUGCGGACGAGUAG